ACUUAUACUAAACCAGAAAUAAAGUAUAAAAAUUAAAGAAAAGCAAGUUCCUUCUCAAUUUUUUAGAAAGGAUAUCAAGGUUUUAACAAAAUUAACAAGUUCCAUUUAAUAAGCACACGUUUACAAUGCAGUGGAAAGAGCUUCUACUUUCUUUAAUUGUGAUCUCUACGUCAUUUGAAAUCGUUUCAACAUAUAAACUGGUGUGUUAUUAUGGAUCAUGGGCUCAUUAUAGAUCUGGAAAAGGUUCUUACAAAGUUGAGGAUAUAGGUAAUUUACCGUGUACUCAUCUAAUUUACAGUUUUAUUGGAUUAUCCGACGCAAACACUGGAGAAGUUGUUUCAUUAGACCCUCAUUUAGACAAUAAUCUAAAUAAUGUAAAAAAAUUUACUGAUCUUAAAUCGUCUAACCCGAAACUAAAAAUUCUUGUUGCCAUUGGAGGUUAUAACGAAGGUUCUGCUAAAUACUCAAAAGUAGCUGCGUCAGAAUCUCUCAGAAGGACGUUCAUACAAAGCGCUUUGAAAUAUGUGCAAAGUAAUAAUUUUGAUGGACUUGAUAUCGAUUGGGAAUAUCCAGCUCAUCGCGAUGGAGCUGCAGUAGACAAGGAAAAUUUUGUAACAUUACUAAAGGAAACUAAAGAAAUAUUUACAGCAAAUGGUCUAUUAUUAACAGCUGCUGUUGGCGCUGGACAUUCAAUUGUUGCUCUUUCGUACGAUGUUCCUCGUCUAUCUAAAUACGUUGAUUUUAUUAAUAUAAUGACAUAUGACUUGCACGGAAGCUGGGAAGGAGUCUUGGGACAUAAUGCACCCUUAUAUGCAUCAUCCAGAGAUACCAAUAAACAACUAAACAUUGAUGCCGCUAUUUCAAACUGGAUCAAUUUAGGUGCUGACCCCCAAAAAAUCAUUCUUGGUGUACCUAUGUAUGGAAGAUGUUUUACACUUUCCGAUACCAACAACGUGGCUUUGGGAGCACCUUCUAGUGGAGCUGGCACCCCUGGUCCCUAUACACAAGAAGCUGGAUUACUGGCAUAUUAUGAGAUAGUUGAAAAACAAUCAGAAGGAGGAUGGACCUAUGUUUGGGAUGAAGAACAGCAAGUCCCGCACAUAUAUAAAGGAAACCAGUGGAUAAGUUUUGACGACCCAAAAUCCAUAACGAAAAAAUUUGAGUUGUGUCCCAUUGUGUCAACAGUCAACAUAUUUACGAAAAAGCGUAAAGUGCUCUCGGCGAAGAAAAAGUUUUCGAUAACUCGAGCAAUAGAGAAAGGUAAAAAGCAAUCGAAUAUCGUUCGCCGUACGAGGCUCUCUCAGUCAACUAUGGCUACGAUAUGGAAGUACAGAAAAAAGUGGCUUGAAGCGGAGGUGGAGGGCGUGGUUCCAGCAGCAGCAUAUGAACCAUAUUCCACUUUCUGGGUCUGUGGUCAGGACAAAAGCAAGUUUUUUGCAGCUCAGCUUGGAAUCGAGAAUCGAGAAUUCAAUGCAUCUGAGAGUUGGCUGAGCAAGUGGAAGCUGCAGCACAAGAUCAACUAUCGGCAAAUCAGCGAAGGGGCUCGCGAUAUUAACAAAAUCAUCUACGGACCAGAAGUGCUAACAGAUUUUGAAGAAGUUGAUUAA
This is a messenger RNA of Diabrotica balteata, 1607 nucleotides long. The record is from the annotation of a GenBank genome assembly. NCBI's taxonomy places the organism in Eukaryota, Metazoa, Arthropoda, Insecta, Coleoptera, Chrysomelidae.